AUGUCUCCUCUUGCUCAGCCGCUCCUGCACAGCAAUAAUGGGGUUCGGAAUCACUCGCCAACCCCAAAACCUCGGCCGCACAAGAUAUCAGAUCCAAUUCCCCUCUCUCAGCAUCCUAGUCAGGACCCUCUCGAUGCCCCGCCUCCAGAUGUCUCAGAGUCUCUUUCCGUAGCUGUAGGACCUCCAAAGAAUGGCCAGACUGCCUCCACGGCACGGCCCGACAGUUCCCGUCGCGUGACCUCGAGCAACCCUUUAAAUAGCGUAAUAUCUCACACUCCUCAAACUUCGGUUUCCACUAUUAUGUCCAAGGAUCUCGUCAACCAUAGGCGCAGAGGCAGUACCCUGAGAACAGUAAUGCGCAGGAUUUUCGGUCGAAAGCGGGGGAGUGGCCCAGUGCCCAUGACGAGUGAACAGCGCAAUGCGGUCAGAAUAUCACAAUGGACCCCUACUAUUCAACCGGUAGAGCAUCCAAUUGAAGCUGGUCCCGCCUCUUUGCGCUCACGCUCAAACAGAGCUCCCUCUUUACCAGCUCGGACAAGUUCAUUACCCCAGAGUCCUACAGAUAGUCCUCUGGAAGAUCUAGGUAUGCCUCGUCUUCCACGAUCAAACAAUGGGUCACCAAGACUAGACCAUCGACAGCUUCGACGGAGAGCAACUCUGCCAAGCAUAGUCCUAUCAACUCAGGAAGCCCGUGAAUUAGCACUCCAUAUCGCCUUGCCUACCUCGAGGCCGCGCAGUAUCCAUUCGCCACCACAAUGCGUGUCACAUCCUGUCGGGUUCCCCCAAAAGACAUCCAAACACCAAAAACGACGGUCGCGGAGUGUAUCUGGGUUGCGAGAGGCAGCGAGGUCGCAUCGCAUGUCUCCAAUACAAUGGCGACGGCGUAGCGACGAGAUCAAACUUUUGAGGGAGAGCUUUCUGAAAUCAGAUGGGAGCCCAUCUGUCCUGACACGAUCUGAAACCAGAAGCAGUAUUGCUAGCGUCCUAGAAACCGCAGACGGUGCAGACGAUGCAGAUGACGGCAAAUCGAUAGACGACCCGUUCAAUUUCAGCACAUUGAUGGGCUCGAUGCAGGAUAGUUCCGACACCAACCUAGCUCAAAGAGUAAAUAUGUUGGAGGUGAAGCUGAUGGACCUUGAAUUUGCCAUCGCAAAACUUCAAGGCCAUGACGUUUCCCCCGUAAAGCAACCGUUUGACAAGAGCAUGCGACGACAUUCCCCCUAUCAGAAAGACACUGAUGCACCCCGCUUCAUCAGCUCAUUCCAAUCAAGUCCCAGCAUCACUCCUCCUCGAACCUCACCCAGCACUGACAGACCUAGUAGUACUGUGACCUUGCGGCCACAAACUUCCUGUCACCAUGUCUCCUGUCAGACCCUGUCCACUUCCGUCUCUGACUUCAAAGGAAUAUCUGUCGAACAAUACAGCGCACUGACCACUCUUAUGCGACGGGAACAGACCGCCCGCAAACUUCUCGAAGAACAAAUCUUCCAAUUGCAACGGGACGUCGCUUUUCUCAAUAGCGCCCAACCCCCGAUGGCACAUGGUAGUUUCUUCCUUCCCCUCCUACUCCGAUUCCUCCGAAAGAAUUUCUCCCCGAAACCGGAGGUGUAG
Messenger RNA from Paracoccidioides brasiliensis Pb18, 1611 nucleotides. RefSeq lists its product as uncharacterized. The record is from RefSeq and is a predicted model, not a curated record. Bases 1 to 1611 code for a protein of 536 amino acids. The transcript has a single exon.